AUGGCCGCCGUCAACAACCAGGAGAUGGACUAUGCCAUCAAGCCCGAGGCGGUCACCCCGACCGUCUCCACGGAAGACUGGCCUCUUCUGCUGAAGAACUACGAGAAGUUGCUCGUCCGCACCGGCCACUUCACUCCGAUCCCUGCGGGUUCUUCGCCUCUGAAACGUGACCUCAAGUCCUACAUCAGCUCCGGUGUUAUUAACCUGGACAAGCCCUCCAACCCGUCCAGCCACGAGGUUGUGGCUUGGAUGAAGCGGAUCCUCAGAUCCGAAAAGACUGGUCACUCCGGAACCCUUGAUCCCAAGGUCACUGGCUGUCUGAUUGUCUGCAUUGACCGUGCCACCCGUCUGGUCAAGUCUCAGCAGGGUGCCGGUAAGGAGUACGUUUGUGUUAUCCGCCUUCACGACAAGAUCCCUGGUGGCGAGGCCCAGUUCGCUCGCGCCCUGGAGACCCUCACUGGUGCUCUCUUCCAGCGCCCUCCCCUGAUCUCCGCCGUCAAGCGUCAGCUCCGUAUCCGUACCAUCCACGAGAGCAAGCUCUACGAGUUUGACAAUGACCGCCACCUCGGUGUAUUCUGGGUCAGCUGUGAGGCUGGUACCUACAUUCGUACUCUCUGUGUUCACCUGGGUCUACUCCUGGGUGUUGGUGCUCACAUGCAGGAGCUGCGCCGUGUUCGUUCCGGAGCCAUGAACGAGGAGAGCGGCAUGGUCACCCUCCACGAUGUUAUGGAUGCCCAGUGGGUGUACGACAACACUCGCGACGAGUCUUACCUGCGCAAGGUCAUCCGUCCCCUUGAGAGCCUGCUCACUACCUACAAGCGUGUCGUUGUUAAGGACAGUGCCGUCAACGCCAUUACCUACGGUGCUAAGCUGAUGAUUCCUGGUCUUCUCCGCUACGAGGCCGGUAUUGAGGUUGGCGAGGAGGUUGUCAUGAUGACCACCAAGGGUGAGGCCAUUGCCAUUGGUAUCGCCCAGAUGUCCACCGUCGAGCUCACCACCUGCGACCACGGUGUCGUCGCCAAGGUCAAGCGUUGCAUCAUGGAACGCGACCUCUACCCCCGCCGCUGGGGCCUGGGCCCCGUCGCUCUUGAGAAGAAGAAGCUCAAGUCCGCCGGCAAGCUUGACAAGUUCGGCCGCACCAACGAGGCCACCCCCGCCAAGUGGAAGUCUGAGUACAAGGACUACGACGCCGUCGAGGAGGAGGAAGACAAGUCCGCUGCUGUUCCCGAGGCUACCCCCGCCCAGAAGGAGGAGGAGCCUGUCAAGGCCGAGGAGGCCGACGAGGGCGACAAGAAGAAGCGCAAGCACGACGAUGAGACUGCCGAAGAGCGUGCCGAGCGCAAGAAGAAGAAGAAGGAAAAGAAGGAGAAGAAGGAGCGCCGGAAGUCCAAGCAGGCUGAGGAGAGUGAUGACAGCGACUAG
Messenger RNA from Penicillium argentinense, 1422 nucleotides. It is a transcript of the gene cbf5, whose product is annotated as pseudouridine synthase CBF5. Gene Ontology annotation, cellular component: box H/ACA snoRNP complex. The transcript has 4 exons. Lineage: Eukaryota; Fungi; Ascomycota; Eurotiomycetes; Eurotiales; Aspergillaceae. Gene Ontology annotation, molecular function: pseudouridine synthase activity; RNA binding. Gene Ontology annotation, biological process: rRNA pseudouridine synthesis; snRNA pseudouridine synthesis; mRNA pseudouridine synthesis. Bases 1 to 1422 code for a protein of 473 amino acids. The record is from RefSeq and is a predicted model, not a curated record.